Molecule: messenger RNA, 1077 nt
Organism: Rotaria sordida
Lineage: Eukaryota; Metazoa; Rotifera; Eurotatoria; Philodinida; Philodinidae
Source: the annotation of a GenBank genome assembly
AUGAACACACUUUCAAUACGUGAUCUCUGUUGCCUUUUUUGUUGUCCACCAUUCCCAUCACGCAUAGCUGCUAAACUUGCCUUUCUUCCACCUGAACCAACAUAUUCUUUACAUAUAGCCAAUAUUCCCAUAUCAACAAAUGGUGCUAUUGAUCAGAAACCAUCAUCAUCAUCAUCAACAACGAAAACGUCUGUCACUGAUAUUAACACAUCUGUUCGAUAUACAAUAGUAUUUGCUGAAAAAGCCGAAUGGCAACAUUCACAAUCAGAUAUAUCUAAAUUAGAACCAUAUUUUGUAACAACUUCACGUCAUAAUCGUAUCGCAUGUCUUUAUGUUAAUUGUACAUCGGAUCCAAAAUAUUAUAUUUUGUUUAGUCAUGGCAAUGCUGUUGAUCUUGGUCAAAUGGCAAGUUUUUUUAUUAUUUUGGGUACACGUUUACAAUGUAAUAUAAUUAGUUAUGAUUAUUCAGGUUAUGGUGCUUCACAAGGAAAAGCAAGUGAAAAAAAUAUGUAUGCAGAUAUUGAAGCAGCAUAUAAAUCAAUAAAACAACGAUAUCAUGUUCCAGAAUCAAAAAUUAUUCUCUAUGGACAAAGCAUUGGUACUGUACCAACAAUAGAUUUAGCAUCACGUCAUAGUGAAUGUUGUAUAGCAUGUAUAUUACAUAGUCCAUUAACAUCAGGCAUGCGUGUUGCAUUUCCUGAUACAAAACGAACAUGGUGUUGUGAUGCAUUUCCUUCAAUAGAUAAAAUUCAUCGUAUACGUUCAAUUGUUUUAAUUAUACAUGGAACAGAAGAUGAUGUUAUUGAUGUAAGUCAUGGUUUUGCACUUUAUAAUCGAAUACAUAUACAACAUCAAAUUGAACCAUUAUGGCUUGAUGGUGCUGGUCAUAAUGAUAUUGAAGCACAUGGUCAAUAUGUUGAAAGAUUAUUAAGAUUAAUUGAUGUUGACAUUCCACAAAUACUUCUAAAAAAGCAACAACAACAAGAACAACAACAAACGUUAUCAUCACCACCAGCUCCACCAACAUUGGCAUCAACACUUAUUAUACCAGCUUCGACAACGAAUGGAACAAAUUAA